Molecule: messenger RNA, 333 nt
Organism: Gongylonema pulchrum
Lineage: Eukaryota; Metazoa; Nematoda; Chromadorea; Rhabditida; Gongylonematidae
Source: the annotation of a GenBank genome assembly
AUGUUCGCAAAAUCUCCAUUGCAGAGAGCUUUAUUUUUGCAUUCUGUGGGUCCAGUGGUGUCGGAGGAAAGGGCUAUUAUUACUUCGAAAGCGGGAAAGAUCGCUUAUGCUGCAGUCAAGGAGCAUUAUCCGGCGGUUUUCAAGGAGACUUUGGCUUUACAGCUGGAAGCUACCUAUAGGAGAAAUGUGGAACUGUUGGCUUCAGAAAUGAAGCGACGUUUGGAUUAUUUGCUGGAGACGCAAGCUGUGAAACGAAGCUUUGCCCGUGAUCACAUGUUGAAAUGGAUCAUUGAAGCGGUUACUUCUUUUUUUUGGCGAUUUAUAGCUCGUUAG